CCCCUGGUCAACUGGAAUGAGGUUUGCCAACCAAAGAAGUUUGGUGGGCUACGUAUAAGGAAUGUGAUGAACUGGAAUUAUGCAGCCAUCAUGAAUGUUGUUUGGGACAUAGCUGGAAAGAAGGACAUCCUUUGGGUUAGAUGGAUACACGCCAGAUAUAUUAAAGAGUGUGACUUCUGGACUUAUAAACCUAAGCAGGAUUCUUGCCACUACUGGAAGGAAAUGAUGAGGGUGAAGGAAAAAUUUGCAGACAUGCCAAGACAAUAUCCAUACACUAUUAGCAAGGGAUAUGAUUGGCUUCAAGAAGCUAGGGAGAAACCUAUAUGGAGAGACUGGUAUAACAUAGGCUCUGAUGAGGAAUUUAGGAGAGCAAUACAAGGAAUGGCAGGGGCGAAGCACAGGAAAAAGUGGAUAGCAGCUUGGGCUACCUGCGUAUACCAGACCACACUAAAACCCAAAUCCCAAAUCUCCGCCCACCCUCGUUUCUGGGUCUUCACACUCACCAUCCUUUCCAUCCAAAUCCUUGUCAUCUUUCUGGCCCGCAAUUCACUCUUCCCCGUCGCCGUCCAUCCGACGGAGGCGGUCUCUUUUCUGGCCACCCCCACCAGCCGGAAGGCGGAAGCGGACGGAGGAUGUAAGUACGGAAGGGUUUACGUGUACGACCUUCCCCGGAUGUUUAACCGGGACUUGAUCCCGGAGAACUUCUCCGAUUGGCACCCUUACAAUCGGCAGAGCGGGCUUUACGUCAACGAAGGGUUGGGGAAAAAGUCGAGGGCGCUCGCCGGGAUCUUGCCGGUGAACAUCGCGGCGGCGUGGCAUCACACGAACCAGUUCUCGACGGACGUGAUCUACCACCGCCGGAUUCUGAACUACCGGUGCCGAACGAGGGAUCCGGAAUCGGCAACGGCGUUCUACAUCCCGUUCUACGCCGGACUCGCGGUGGGGAAGUAUCUGUUUGUGGAAGGGUUCGAGAAACGCGACCGGCUGUGUGCGACGAUGCUCAGGUGGGUCCAGAACCAGACCUACUGGAAGAAAUCUAACGGCUCAGAUCAUUUCCUCACGCUGGGGCGAGUCACAUGGGAUUUCCGCCGUCUGGAGGUGGAAGAUAAGGAAUGGGGAUCUGCCUUCCUCAACAUACCCGGGAUGGAGAAGGUCACGCGCUUCACCAUCGAGAGAGCGUCGGGGGACGACCGCGACGUCGGCGUGCCGUACCCCACCGGAUUCCACCCCGGCACCGAGUCGCAGCUCCGGCAAUGGCAGGAAUUUGUCCUCUACCGGAACCGGCCCCACCUCUUCUCCUUGGUGGUUCCCCCACGCCCCAAAUGGGAAGGCGACUUUAGGACCCUGCUUUUCCGCUACUCCCAAAACCACUACAACGUCAGCCGGGUUGUCGAUUGCUCUCUGACGCCGUGCGACGCCCACCCUGCUGCAGUCCAAGACGCCUUCCUCAACUCCGAUUUCUGCUUGCUGCCGGAAGGGGACAGCGAGACGAGGCGGUCCAUGUUCGACUGCAUGAUCGCCGGAUCGGUCCCGGUGAUUUUCUGGCCGGAGACGGCGUACGGUCAGUACCCGUGGUUCUUGCCGGAGGAUCCGGAGAGUUACUCCGUGUUCAUCCACCACGACGGCGUGAGGAACGGGUCGGCGUCCAUAAGAGGGAUCCUGGAGAAGAAUUACAGCAAGGAGAAGAUCAGGAAGAUGAGGGAGAAAGUGGUGGAGACCAUCCCGAGAUUGGUCUACGCGAGAACGAAGAAGGGAUUGGGUAAUGUUAAGGACGCGUUUGACAUUGCCGUUGAAGGUGCAAUGAAGAGAAUCAAAGAGGGCAAGGGAAUGAGAUUGAAUCAUUAAGAUCCCACAACAGGCUCCUUUUUUGAAAUUAUAUGGUACGGUACAACUUAUGUAUCUAUUUUUCUUGUAGUGCAUAUAAAGUCAUUUUAUUUCUGCAAGUUACUGCGAAGGUUUAGUGAGUUUUUGUAUGAAAGACUUGGUAGAAGCCAAUUACAUGCUAGGUAUCAAAAUCUUUAGAGAUAGAUCAUUAAAAUUUCUAGGUCGGA
Messenger RNA from Cuscuta campestris, 2051 nucleotides. NCBI's taxonomy places the organism in Eukaryota, Viridiplantae, Streptophyta, Magnoliopsida, Solanales, Convolvulaceae. The record is from the annotation of a GenBank genome assembly.